Molecule: messenger RNA, 1470 nt
Organism: Maylandia zebra (zebra mbuna)
Lineage: Eukaryota; Metazoa; Chordata; Actinopteri; Cichliformes; Cichlidae
Gene: pdap1b
Product: pdgfa associated protein 1b
Source: RefSeq, a predicted model, not a curated record
UAUUGCAACUGUGAGUUUAGCCAGCUGUCAGUUUGUGUCGCUGCCGUCACAUUUAUGUUUUCUGUCAGUGUUCACUGGUUAGGGACUUUAUAGUAAAGACUUCGUUUGUUAAAAUGCCAAAAGGAGGUAAGAAAGGUGGCCACAAGGGUCGGAUGCGGACGUACACCAGCCCCGAAGAGAUAGAUGCCCAGAUGAAGGCAGAAAAGGAGAGGAGAAAGCAAGAGCAAGAAGAGCAGGAGCAGGAAGGUGCAGCUCAGAAUGACACAGCAGAGGAGAAGCUACCAGGUUCUGGAUCAGAGGACAGCGAUGAUGAAGAUUCCCAGAGGAGGAGAGCCGGUGUCGAGGGAUUGAUAGAAAUUGAGAACCCCAACAGAGUGGCUCAGAAGUCCAAGAAGGUGACGCAGAUUGAGCUGGAAGAGCCCCGGCAAUUGUCAAGGAGAGAGAGAGAAGAGAUCGAGAAGCAGAAGGCCAAGGAGCGUUACAUGAAGAUGCACUUGGCCGGCAAGACAGACCAGGCCAAAGCUGACCUCGCUCGCCUCGCCAUCAUUAGAAAACAGAGAGAGGAUGCGGCAAGAAAGAAAGAAGAGGAGAAAAAAGCAAAAGAAGCGGCGGCGGUGGCGGCAGCAGCAGCUAGAGGAAUAAACUCCCUAUCUCUCAAAUGAUGCACAGUAUCCGAAGCGUUUUCACUUGCGCAUGGACUGAGGCAAUAUAUCUUUGACUAUUUUUAAAGGAAGAUCUAUGAAGAGUAUUUGAUAUUUACUGUAACGUGUGACCGUCGGAGGAGACACCAGUGAAGAGGGGUUAUGUAUAUUUUGGCGUGGGAAUAACGGCCUCGUUCCUUCCAGGAAGUAAAGCUACAAUUGAAAUCAAAUUCACGUACAUUGGGAUGAACCCCUCGAUAUUGAACAUGGUAAACUCAUCAUUGUACAAUUUCAACUUUCCUAACUGAGCUUUGCCACUCUUUUUUUGUUUGGGUUUUUUUUUUGGGGGGGGGGGACUUACAUUGUAUAUAACUGACUCAUGAAAAUAUUUCAGAUUAAUAAGAUGAACCAGUGAAAUGUGUCUGUUCAUUUAUUUGCUUCUUUACCGGAAUGUCCUGGUGUAGAGGAGACUUUUGUAACUUCAGGUGCAAGAGUCCACAUCUGGGUCCGCUGAUAUGGAAGUCAGCUGAUAUUUACUUUAUGGAGUCUGCCGAUUCACUGCAGGUUUAGACAGCAUUCGUUAGGUAGAUUUAAAAAACCAAAUAGUUAUCAGUUAAUGUAACUGAUAAAUUAAAAUGAGUAAAAUAUGGCUUUGUGGUAGUCAUUGGUAUAAUGCAUGGAAGCAUUACCUGCAACCCAAUAAUUAGGAGCAUUUAAAUCAAGAUUUGACCGGUGUCCCAGAUGCCACACUCAUUCUAUGACAUGAAAAAGCUCAUGGCACGAUGGGUUCAGUGCAUGCAUUAUAAAUUAAAGUUUUACUCCAACACUU